Xyrauchen texanus (razorback sucker) is the source of this 5120-nucleotide messenger RNA. It is a transcript of the gene reps1, whose product is annotated as RALBP1 associated Eps domain containing 1. Gene Ontology annotation, cellular component: plasma membrane; cytoplasm. Gene Ontology annotation, molecular function: calcium ion binding; protein binding. Gene Ontology annotation, biological process: endosomal transport; endocytosis. Bases 419 to 2830 code for a protein of 803 amino acids. The transcript has 20 exons. The record is from RefSeq and is a predicted model, not a curated record. NCBI's taxonomy places the organism in Eukaryota, Metazoa, Chordata, Actinopteri, Cypriniformes, Catostomidae.
CGUCACGGGGUCCAGGAAUGGCGGCGCUGUCUGCAGAGGGAAGCAGCCCGAAGAGCCCGAAACUUUAUUCGUAACAUCUCUCAGCGGCUACGCUAACUUCACCGCUCCAAAUCUGUCUAAAUCUGCCGCUUAAAGAGCCAGAGCAACGGCGGAACCCAGUCUCGACGCUGUUACAUUUGAAUUCCGACGUCCCGGUCUCUAUUAGUUUGCUUGACUUUUCGAGGGCCGAAAGACAAGAGCAAAGACAGCGAGUAACGGUACACAAAAACAACAACAACAACAACCGCCUCAAACUGCCCUCUUUUGGGUUCGUACUUUUCAUUUAAAGUGUUUUUGUAGUUUCCUGUUUUGCACAUACACUGAAAGGCACGUCACUGGCCCGAUAAGUGAAGCCAACAGCUGCGGGUUUAAUGCCACGAUGGAGAGUUUAACACUUAGCGAUGUUGAGCAGAAAUAUUACUCGGAACUCUUCCUCUCCUGUGAUGUGGACAAUACAAAGAAAGUGGCUUCCAAUGGCAAGGUUCUGGACCUUUUCCGGGCGGCCCAGCUCUCAAGUGAGUUGGUCCAUCAGAUCACUGAACUCUGCGGUGCCACACGUCUCGGCCAUUUUGGUCGAAGUCAAUUCUACAUUGCACUGAAGCUCAUAGCACUGGCCCAGUCUGGACUGCCUCUGCGCAUGGAGAGUCUGAAUAGUGUCAGGGGUCUGCCCCUUCCUCGCUUUGUGAUGGGCAAAAACGAGCUGGAGACGAGGCAUGCGGCCAUGUUUGCAGAUGCAGAGAACCAGGGGCCCUUCUCUGGCAUCAUCCCCAGACCUCCAGGCAGAGUGCAAACCAAAAAAGUGUCAACCCAUGAGAUGAUUCAGCCCUGUGUGCCCACCGUCGAUCCCCAGCCGGACACCACGUCUCCUGUAGUGUCUCCACACCAGUCCCCUCCCACUUCGCCCCAUGUCUGGAGGAAGCACAAACGGCAGGCCAGUGGUGGAAACCUGGACAGACAGCCCUCCGUGCCGGGAGUUGUUUGGCCAACAUUUAGAGAAGCACAGCCAGGACCAGUAACAGGUGAUGGGAUAUGGUCCGCCCACUCACCCCCUCCUGUCCAGGAAAGCUGGGUCAGCUUUACAGACACGCCCCCUUCUAGCACACUUCCAAUGCAACCCUCCUCGGCUCAGCCGGAGAGCAUUACAGGACGAACUGUGCUGUCUGCAUUGAAUAUAAAUGAAAUCCAAAGACAGACCAGCGGUUACGAUGACCCCUGGAAAAUCACAGAUGAGCAAAGACAGUAUUACAUAAACCAGUUUAAGACCAUUCAGACUGAUCUCACUGGUUUAAUCCCUGGCUCUGCCGCGAAGGAAUUCUUUACGAAGUCGAAACUGCCUAUUCUAGAACUGUCUCACAUUUGGGAGCUAUCAGAUUUUGAUAAAGAUGGUGCACUGACCCUGGAUGAAUUCUGUGCUGCAUUUCAUCUUGUGGUUGCAAGAAAAAAUGGUUAUGACCUUCCUGAAAAGCUCCCAGAGAGCCUAAUGCCAAAGCUUAUUGACUUGGAUGACUCAGCAGGAGUCCCAGAACCUGUCCCUGAUGUGGGCUUCUCUGCUUCCCCUGUGGAGGUCACUCCAAACAAGUCUCCGUCCAUGCCUUCCCUGAACCAGAACUGGCCUGAGCUCAACCAGAGCAAUGAGCAGUGGGAGACUUUUAGCGAACGCUCCUCAAGCUCACAAACUCUGACCCAAUUUGAUUCUAACAUUGCACCAGCUGAUCCUGAUACAGCAAUAGUCCACCCUGUGCCAAUUCGCAUGACGCCCAGUAAGAUCCACAUGCAAGAAAUGGAGCUCAAGAGAACUGGAAGUGAGCACACACAUCCAACUAGUCCACUAAUGGCAAAAGCACCAGAGCUCACGGAUGAGGCUAAGCUAGCAACAGCAAUUAAGUUUCCUGGUACCACUGUCGACCCAUUAGACUUCCCUCCUACACGAGAUGGCUAUAGCAGCUCAGAUUCAUUUACAUCGGAUCAAGAACCCAUUUCCAGUGCUGUGAACAGGCAAAGGUCUCAUUCUGGGACGUCUCCGGAGGGACUGAUAGUUGUGGCUCCGCCCCCACCACCACCCCGCCCCAACGCCUCUCACUCACGGUCCUCCUCUCUAGACAUGAACAGAACCUUUGCUGCCGUUCCUGCAGCAGGUUCUCAGCAGGCAGGUGUAGUGGCCUUUCCUCCCGCAGUGCCACCUAGACCACUGCCCACACAGACAUCAGUGCCACAAGGUCACCGUUCUGUAGAGGGAGACGGUCUUCCAGUACAUACCAGCACAUCACCUCAUCAAAUACCACAACAGCCCAACUUUGCUGACUUCAGCCAGUUCCAGGCUUUUGCUGUGGAUCAGCCAGCAGAUGAUGCAGAGAUACUAUCAGACAGUGGACAGGCAGAAAGAUGUGCAGAAGCUACAGUGACGAUUAGAACAGUGAAGAAUGACGUUCAGGCAGAAGAAAAAAAUCCAGCCACGGUCAGCUCUCAGGCCAAAGUAUCGACUCCAUUGGCCCCGCCUCCCAAACCCAUCCGUCGAAGACUGAAAUCAGAAGACGAGCUCAGACCAGAUAUAGAGGACCUCCCACAAAAGUCUAAUGUCAUAGCCACUGUUCUAGCAACUCAGCCCUCAAUUCCACGGUCUUUUGGUAAGGAUAAGAAGGCCAUCCAGGCGUCCAUUAGAAGAAACAAAGAAACGAAUACGGUUUUAGCCAGACUCAACAGUGAAUUACAGCAGCAAUUGAAGGACCUGCUAGAAGAAAGAAUAUCGCUUGAAGUGCAACUGGAACAGCUUAGGCCUUUUUCGCAUUUGUAACCAGAGUGUGUGUGUGUGCGCGCGCUCGCACACUUCAAAUUGAAUGUGUGGAUGUAAAGAGUGAAUAACCCCUGUUUUUUUUUGUUUUUUGUUUGAAUGGUCAGUUGGAUCCUCUGGUAGGAUAUCCAUUUCACCCCCUGUCUCUACUCUGACCAUGUGAGAAGAGACAAAUUUGCUGCUUCCUCCAGAGCUCUCGGUCUCACAUAGCCAGAGGCCAGAGCCAGACGUUCAGAGGGACAUGGGCCCCGAACAUUAUCUGUUAUGGCACUUUGAUGUGCCAUAACCCCCCCCUCCAAACUGGACAUGUAAUAUUAGAAUAGACUGAGUCAAGGGCCUGGUUUCAGGGUAAAUGAGUCUGUACCUGAAGGACUUCCUUUCCCUCCUGUUCCCAGUGGUGAAUAUCCAGAGAAAUCGAGGCAGCUUGUCACGUUCUUCCAUGUUAGAGGCAACCAUUUGUGCUCAGACAAUCAUGCGAGGCUGUGCACUUGCCAAGAAGAGGGGAGAACUGAUAUUUGGGAGAUCUUUCAAAAGUACAUUUAAAGGGAUAUUACAUCCAAAAAUGAAAAUGUUGUUGUUAUUUACUCACCCACAUGUUGUUCUAAGCCUGUAUGAACACAAAGGUUUUUUGGACUUUUUUCCAUGCAAUUACAGUGAAUGGGGAUUGAGGAUUUCAAGCUUCAGAAGUGUAAUAAAAUUGGUCCGUUGGACUUUUGCGCUACAUUCUAAGUCUUCUGAAGUAUACAAUAGCUUUGUGUGAGUAACAGAUUGAAAUGUAAGUAAUUAUUCACUGAUAAUCUUCCCCUACAGUGAGCUGUUAACCACUGCAACCAGAUCAAUGAGUCAAUGAGCUGAACUCAUGAACCUGAUCAGUCUGAUUCUUGAUUUUGAACUCCAAAGAGUGUAACAUAAUGACUUAAGAUCCAGUCUAUUCCUCACACAAAGCUAUCGUGUGGCUUCAGAAACUUUGAUGUAGCACACAACUCAUAUGGACCACUUUUCUGUUUAUGGUGCGUUUUUGUCAUUUUGGAGCAUAACAGCCCCAGUCCUCAUUAAUUUUGAUAAUAUGGAAAAGAGUGAACAGGAUAAAAAGGUUUUGUGUUCUAUAGAAGAAAGUAAGUUAAAUGGGUUUGGAAUGAUAUGAGUGUGAAUAAAUGAUGACGUCAUUUUCAUUUGGGAGUUAUCUAUUCCUUUAAGACUAAAUCAGUCUAAAUCUCGUUCCUAAAAAUUCCUGGACAAGAUGUCUGUGUUUGAUGUUUCAUGUGUGUGAGAGAAAGUUUAAGGAUAACAGUUACAAAUGUAUGGCAUCAAAGACUGCUUUAUUUUUGUCUCAUAACACACACUGUGGUAUAACAAUUCAUUCAACCUUGUACAGUUUACCACAGGAUGUUCUCCCACUCUCCUUAUUCAAUUUUACUUGUACCUCGCACGGUACAACAUCAGAUUCCAUCCUGCAUCAAAAACGUUGUCAUUAGUACAAAAAUGUGAGACCUGAAAAAAUGAAUGCACUUUGCCCCUACACUUUCAUUUGUCUUUUCUCGUCACAAUUUUUGCAUGUCGUUUCACAAUCUUAUUUUAUUUAAAAAAGGCUCUUAACAUCGAACCACUUGAUUUGUAACUGUAACGUCUGAACUAGUGUAACAUUGGUGUUGUUACAUAGAUUUACACCAUGUUUCAUUCAUCCAUUUGUUUUGACUAUAUGUUUUCUUUUACUUGUCCUUAAAGCCUUACUUCCUGGUGGGCAGGUUUUCACAGUAAUGCGUCCCCUGUGUUAAAUCAAGGUGAGCCUUCUCUCCCUGCUGUUCAAGCUGAUUUACUGUAUCAGGGGUAUGUUAUAUUGUAUGAUACACACCUUUUGAUCUCAUAUGUACAUUUGCGUUGAUUGCUGACUAACAGCAAAUAUUCUAUUUAAUUGCUUAUAUAAUGGCUGUGGGAUCAUAAAUGUUUAACUGCAUGGAUGUGUCUCUGCAGAAUGAACUAGCAGCUGUGUGAUUUUUACACAAAAUAAAAACGGCACAAUAUUUUAAUAAUUUCCUUUUUUGUCGGGCACCCCAACUAUUUUCAGUCCCAACAUUUUAUGUCAUGUUUUUGUUACUUUAAUAAUAAUUUACUAAAAUUAUAUACCCUAUUUAUCUUGUUACAUGAGUUUGGAUGAGAAUGUACACUUGUGUUUGAAUCCUACAAAGAAAUGACUGGGUUGUAUUUCACCCCAAGAAAGUUUAUAAUGGUAAAGCUUUUUCUUUCUUUUUUUUACAGCAUCACAUUAAUUUCAUGACAAUUUCCCAUUCACUCC